Messenger RNA from Anoplophora glabripennis (Asian longhorned beetle), 2347 nucleotides. RefSeq names its product glycerol kinase. Gene Ontology annotation, cellular component: mitochondrion. Gene Ontology annotation, biological process: triglyceride metabolic process; glycerol metabolic process; glycerol-3-phosphate biosynthetic process. Lineage: Eukaryota; Metazoa; Arthropoda; Insecta; Coleoptera; Cerambycidae. Bases 380 to 2044 code for a protein of 554 amino acids. The record is from RefSeq and is a predicted model, not a curated record. The transcript is spliced from 12 exons. Gene Ontology annotation, molecular function: glycerol kinase activity.
UUAAAUAUAUGUAAGCGUUGACAAUAUGUCGGUGGCUAUCUUUUUUUGUACUUUGGUCUUCGGUGUUUGUGACGUAUUACGCGACACUGCUAUCCAUAUGAGUUACUCGUAUGCUGCUAGCUAAUGAUUAAUAAUUAUGAUAAUGAUAAAAGAUAAUAAAUGGUGGAGGUAUGUGGUUGCCAGGUUCGAGUAUUUUACAAAGAUAUAAUCUAGACUCUUGACUCGGUAUCAGCAAAGAGGAUAUUAGUUUAUCCUCUUUGGUAUCAGAGUUGUGACGUGAAUGGGAGGAAUAGGAGGUGUGUGCCGUUCUAAGUGUUGGUAUAGGUUAUAAAUUAUAGUCGUCGUUUCGUGUUUACUGUUUGUAAUUUAUUAAACAAGAAUGGAAAAAGGAGAGUCAGCAAUGCCUUUAAUUGGAGUUAUAGAUGCUGGGACAAGAACUGUGAAAUUUUGUGUUUUCCGAAGUCAGCAUACUAAAGAAAUAAUAGAGCACACUAUCGAUAUCACCACAUACACCCCCAAAGAAGGGUGGUCGGAACAGGAUCCUAAGGAAAUAUUAAGUGCUGUAAGGACUUGCAUGGAAAAUGUCGUUAAAAACUUAGGAUCAGAAAGUAACAAAAUAGUCACAUUGGGGAUAACGAAUCAAAGGGAAACGACCAUAGUAUGGGACAAAACGACAGGGGAGCCCCUUCACAACGCGAUAGUGUGGAAUGAUAUAAGGACCAACACUACCGUGGACAUAAUAUUAGCAAAGGUACCGGAAAACAACACAAAUUACUUUAAACCGAUAUGCGGGCUUCCUAUAUCUCCAUAUUUUAGUGCUUUCAAACUCAAGUGGCUUAUGCAUUAUGUCCCUCAAGUAAAAAAGGCGAUGAAAGCCAAGAAGUGCCUUUUUGGAACAGUCGAUACGUGGAUACUAUGGAACUUAACGGGUGGAGUAAACGGCGGCAAGCACAUAACAGACGUCACAAAUGCCUCUAGAACAUUCCUUAUGAAUAUAGAAUUAUUAAACUGGGAUCCGGUGUUAUUACACACGUUUAAAAUACCUCCAGAGAUCCUUCCAGAGAUCAGGAGCAGUUCAGAAAUUUACGGUAAAGUUGCUGAAGGGUUUCCCCUAGAAGAUAAACCUAUAUCUGGGAUUUUGGGGAACCAGCAAGCAUCCCUGGUAGGUCAAAGCUGCAUGAGAGAAGGGCAGGCUAAAAACACUUACAGGAGUGGAUGUUUCCUUCUCUACAAUACCGGGACAUCAAGAGUACAGUCGACUCAUGGGCUAGUGACGACGGUUGCAUACAAAUUUGGAAAUACGCCAGCUGUGUACGCCUUAGAAGGUAGCGUGGCGGUCGCUGGUGCGGUCAUGAAAUGGCUGAGGGACAACAUGGGCUUCAUAAAGGACGUCCAACAAGACACCGAAUCCUUAGCCCAGGAAGUCUUUAAUACCGGAGACGUAUACUUUGUACCUGCCUUUAAGGGUCUUUACGCCCCAUAUUGGACGAAAGAUGCAAGAGGGAUCAUCUGCGGCCUGACGGCUUUUUCCACGAAGCAGCACAUAAUCAGGGCUGCACUCGAGGCUGUGUGCUUUCAAACUAGGGAUAUUUUAGAGGCUAUGAGAAAAGACUGCGGCAUACCACUUUCUAAAUUACACGUGGACGGGAAGAUGACCACAAACAACCUGCUCAUGCAGUUGCAGGCCGAUAUUGGUGGUACACCUGUCAUAAGGGCGCAAUCGCAAGAUAUAACCGCUUUAGGCAUGGCCACCGCGGCAGGGGCGGCGGAAGGUAUCGACGUGUGGGACAUCAACCCGGAAGAACGCGAAUUAGUGCCUAGUGAUACAUUCCUUCCCACGUCUACAGAAGAUGAGAGAGAUGCGAGGUAUACGAAAUGGAAAAUGGCGGUUCAGAGGUCGCUGGGAUGGUCGUUAACGAAAAAGUCGUCUGCUAUGACAGAGGAACGCUACAAGCUAUUAGCAAGUAUACCCGGAAGUAUGUACCUUAUUAUAAGCUUCAGUUUAAUAGCGCUAUCCCAAUACUUAUCAAAAGAAAACCUAUAAUGGCCUUAGAGAAUUUUUAAAAGAAUUUACUAUUAUCGAGCCAGGCUGUUGAACCGGGAAGAUUUCUGAUAUAAUUUCGUCUUCUAACUUAUCGGAGGAACAUGACACCACACAACCACUUUUUUUAUUUUAUAACUUGUACCGAUAUUUUGAGAUAUCGUCAGUCUUAAUUUAUAUCGACGUUGACUAUUCUAGAAUGAAGGUGUACUUACACGUUUUGUUGAGGCUGUUCUUUUUUAUUUUACAGUAGGUGUUAUCAAAGAUUUUGUUAUGUUUUGUGGAUAUUAAAACAAGUUGAAAGAA